Annulohypoxylon truncatum is the source of this 1472-nucleotide messenger RNA. RefSeq names its product vitamin B6 photo-protection and homoeostasis-domain-containing protein. The record is from RefSeq and is a predicted model, not a curated record. Lineage: Eukaryota; Fungi; Ascomycota; Sordariomycetes; Xylariales; Hypoxylaceae. The transcript has 2 exons. The coding region runs from base 167 to 1378 and encodes 403 amino acids.
CGACGUCGGUACUCACCCAGUAACAAAUCUCAAAAAACUUUCUUUUACACUACACGAAAAUAAAAAGAACUUUAACAGUAGAUUUUAUCAUAGUAGCGACCGCGACCGUGAGAGUUUCCUCAAUAACCACCACUCUCUCACUCCCCUGUGGGGAAACGUCGAAACAAUGCCUCCAAAGCUUCUUGAGGCGUACAAUGAUUCUGGCGGAUCACAAUGCUACGAUGACGACGGAAAACCACUUACACCCAAGACCAUCCAGAACUACAUCGCAGAGUUAACGGACGUCUUUCUUCCUGUCGGCUACCCAGAAUCAGUGACUCCCGAUUAUACACCUUAUCAAAUCUAUGACUCACUCCAGGCGUUCUCUAGCACUAUUGCAGGGUUGUUGUCAUCCCGAGCUGUGCUCCAGGGUUUCGGUGUUGGAGAUUCGACUUCUUCAGCAACGGCUGCAGUUCUCCUGACUGUCUUGCAAGAAUCUACCGGCCGCUUGGCCACUAUCUUAUUCGCCCACCGAUGUGGUCAGGCUAUCCAACCAGAGUGCAAGUUUUACCGUUUUCUUGCCGAUAUCGUGAACGAUGCAGCUCUAUUCCUCGAUGUGCUUGCACCUGCCCUCCCCACCUACCCUAAGGUGUUAGCACUUUGUGGGGCCGGCGUUCUACGCGCACUCUGCGGUAUCUCGGGUGGAGCUGCGAAAGCCGAGCUCAGCGCUCAUUUCGCCAAGAAUGGUAAUCUAGCGGAGCUUAACGCCAAAGAUGGCAGCCAGGAGACCGUCAUCAGUCUUCUGGGCAUGCUGGUCGGUAGUAUCUUCCUGAAGUUUGUGCAUGGGCGCAACGCCGUCUUGGCUUGGAUGGUCGUACUUGUUACCAUUCACCUGUGGACGAACUAUCGUGCUGUCCGCUCAGUGGAGAUGCGCACACUCAACAAGCAGCGAUUGUGCAUCAUGCUGACGGAGCUUAACUCUCAUCGGGCCAAGGUUCCAGAUGGAAUGGUGGAUUGGCUCCACCCAAACCAGAUCGCAGCCAAGGAGAACAUUCUGAUGUGGACCAAGCCCAAGAUUUCCUUCGCCAACAGACUCCCGCGACAUGGCGACAUUACGCCUGACGAUCUUUCGGCAUUCACCAACGUCCCCUACAUUAUCGUGUCGCGAAAGGGACACAAGACUAUUUGGAUGAAGAAAGAGGCAAGGGAUAUCGAUGUCAUUGCAGCCUGGGCACAGGCUUGCACUGGACAGCCGUAUAUACCGAGUAUAUGGUAUCGAUCUUUGAAGCGUGCUGGUUGGGACGUCCAGACCAACGCACUUGAGACGGGAUCACGCAUCCGUAUUGUGGUAGACGAAGGACGGGAGCCUGGUGAUGAAGAGCCCAAGAAGGACAUAUAAACGGGAAAGGGGGGAGUUAUCUUUACAACGAGUGCGUCAAGGCGUAAUGGAAACCGGUCUGGCUUGUACCUACGAUACCCCCAAGAUAUGUUGU